This is a messenger RNA of Sipha flava (yellow sugarcane aphid), 1984 nucleotides long. RefSeq names its product asparagine synthetase domain-containing protein CG17486. The record is from RefSeq and is a predicted model, not a curated record. The transcript is spliced from 8 exons. Gene Ontology annotation, molecular function: asparagine synthase (glutamine-hydrolyzing) activity. NCBI's taxonomy places the organism in Eukaryota, Metazoa, Arthropoda, Insecta, Hemiptera, Aphididae. The coding region runs from base 322 to 1950 and encodes 542 amino acids.
AAGUUAUGAUGCACAGAUAACGACACAUGCUCGACGGCUGACGAACAAACUACCUUUAGUGCGUAUCUACCGUGUGAGAUUAUUGCGCGUUUUUUUAUGUAAUUUGUAGAUAUAUGCUGGACCGACCUGUUUCGUCAUCAAUCAAAUCGUUUGAGAAUUUGCGAAGUUUGAUGAAUCUUGAGCCCCGCCGCUUACCAUAGAAGCCGUCGAUGUAACCUGAUAACGAGAUGACAAUGACUUAACUUAUGAGUUUACCGAUUUGUGGUUGUUGGACAUUGGCAAAGUCUAUACUGCUCCUGUUGACCUUUGCUCUUCUUGACGAUGUGCGGCAUAUUCUGUUCAUUUGUUAAAGGAUCAGCUGUAUGCAAUGAGAUCAGUAAGUGUAGAUCAUCAUUGCAGAAGAGAGGCCCAGAUGUUGGAUCUACUCACCAGAUUGUAGUUAAUGAUUAUACUGCUUUUUUCUCCGGCAAUAUUCUAUGGAUACAAGGAGAACGUCCAACUUGUCAGCCAUAUGUGGACCAUAAAGGGAAUGUGUUGUUAUGGAACGGUGACGUAUACAGUUGGAAUCAAACAAUGAAUACUAGUAUCAAACAUAGUGAUACAAAAAUAAUUUCGGAUUUUCUAUGUGAUGGAGGCAAUAUGGAACUACUUAUGACCUCUGUACAUGGUCCUUAUUCUAUAAUCUAUUAUGACUAUGAACAACAAGUUUUAUGGGUCGGCAGGGAUCCAAUAGGACGUAUUAGUUUGUUAUGGAACAUUGGUGCCGACAAAUUGAUAAUCACGUCAGUUGGACACAAAAGUAUUGCAGACCUUGAAGAAGUACCUGCUAUAGGACUAUUCAGAUUUGAUAUAAACUCAUGCAAAUUUGAACCACAGUUAUUUCAGUGGUCUCACACGCGGUUUGAUUGUAAUUACAAAAUUUCAAAUGAAUUACAAUAUUUUAAACCAAGCUGUUUUCGUCAAGUUACAAACCCUGAAGAAUCUAUCUUAUACAAAAAUGAUCAGUUAAAUUUAUGUGAUCUUGUAUCACAUAAAGAAUUUUGUACAAAUGUCAGUAAUUUAAUUCAAUUCUUGACAAAGUCAGUCAAAAAAAGAACAACAAUCAUUCCAAAAGCUUGUAAAAUAUGCGAGUUCAAAUGUGAUCAUGCAAAAAUUGCCAUUUUAUUUUCAGGAGGAAUAGAUUCUGCAAUAUUAGCUUUAUUAGCUUCUAAAUAUGUUGAAUCUGACGAACCAAUAGACUUGUUAAAUGUUUCAUUUGAAAGACCUGAAAAUUCUGGUAAUUUUGAAAGUCCAGAUAGACAAACCUGUUUAACCACAUUAGAAGAAUUGAAAAGCUUAUGUCCUACUAGGCAAUGGAAUUUAAUAAAAAUAGAUGUUCCAACUGCUGAACUAAAACAAAAACGUUUCAAUACUAUACGUCAUCUAAUUUAUCCUUUACAAACUAUCUUGGAUGAUAGCCUUGGUUGUUCCUUAUGGUUUGCCUCUCGAGGACUUGGCCACUGUAAUGGCAAAUCUUAUAAAACGCCUGCACGAGUGUUAUUUUCUGGAAUCGGUGCUGAUGAACUUUUAGGUGGUUACACAAGAUAUAGAAAAAUUUUAGAACAUCAUGGUUGGCCAUCAUUAAAAGAAGAGUUUGACAAAGAUUUUGCCAAAAUACCAUCACGUAACCUUGGUCGAGAUAAUCGUGUAUGUUGUGAUCAUGGUCGUCAGUUACGAACACCAUAUUUAGAUGAAGAUUUUGUAGAAUUUGUUCGAGGACUCGCACCAUGGCAACGAUGUUGGCCCAGAGAACCAUAUCCGAACAAUGUAGGUGAAAAGUUAUUAUUACGAUUAGCAGCUUUCAAAUUGGGACUAGUAAAUGUGGCUAGUUUAACAAAACGAGCUUUACAAUUUGGAUCGAGAAUAGCCAAUAAAAAAGAAAAUGGAAAUGAUAUAAGUGAUAGAUUAUAAUUAUUAAUUUACUUAAUAGACAUUGUAUUAUUUA